AAAGCGAGGCUGAGCGGCAGCCGGGGAAGGAAGAAAACACCUCCCUAGAAGGCAGCGGAGCAGCGGCGGCAGCAGCGCCCGCAACGCCGCGCAGGGGCCGCGGCUGCCGGAGCCAAACUUUCCGGCGGCGGCUCGGCCGGGCCCGGCGGUGGAUGCGGCUUUGUCGGGAGGGUCGCUGAGGCUGCAGCCCCGCCGCAAGAUGCCCGCCGCGCUGCCCAGCCUGCUGGCCUGGGUGGCCGUGCUGCUGCUCGGCAGGGCCCGCCCGGCCGACGCCUGCAGCUGCUCGCCCAUCCACCCGCAACAGGCCUUCUGCAACGCGGACGUAGUGAUCCGAGCAAAGGCUGUCUCUGCAAAAGAAGUGGAUUCAGGGAACGACAUCUACGGGAACCCGAUCAAACGGAUCCAGUAUGAAAUCAAGCAGAUCAAGAUGUUUAAGGGCCCUGACAAGGACAUAGAGUUCAUCUACACGGCUCCAUCCACCGCCGUGUGCGGCCGGCUGCUGGACACCGGCGGGAAGAAGGAAUAUCUCAUUGCAGGCAAGUCAGAGGGCAAUGGCAAGAUGCACAUCACACUCUGUGACUUGGUCUCCACCUGGGACUCACUGAGCCCGACGCAGAAGAAGAGCCUAAACCAGCGGUACCAGAUGGGCUGCGAGUGCAAGAUCUCGCGCUGCCUCUCCAUCCCCUGCUUCGUCUCCUCCUCGGAUGAGUGUCUCUGGACAGACUGGGCGAUGGAGAAGAACAACGUGGACGGGCGGCAGGCGAAGCACUACGCUUGCAUCAAGAGGAGUGACGGCUCGUGCGCCUGGUACCGCGGCAUGGCCCCCCCCAAGCAAGAGUUUCUCGACAUCGAGGACCCCUAAAGCCAAACGAGCGCAUUCCAGUAGCCAGUAGAAAAAAAACCAACCCUGCGAGAUGUUAGACUGGUCCACGCUGAUAUCAACUCCUGCAGACAGCAUGAAAACCUGCUCGGCCGCGGGCUGAGGCUGCCGCGGCGUGCGGGGGGCAGGGACAGGGACCCGCUCUGCUGCAGGCUCCUGGCAGCCCGUGGCCACGCUGGGCUGAGUGGGGUGCGGGGGGACCCCUCUGCCAGGGCCACGUCCUCCCUGGCCACACUCAGCCCUGGCAGCUGUGAAGGAAUCGAACCCUUGUGGGUGGCGGGAGCUGCCCCGUCUGCGUAGCCGGUCUACCAGUGCCCCCGCCGCAGAGACCCCCCGCAGCCCCUGCCAGGCAGCGUCCCCUCUGCAGCGUCCCGGCCCCCCUCCUGACCCUGCCGUGUCCCCACAUCCACCCAGCGCCUGCCCCUGCCUGCAGGGUGCAGGGAGGGUGCAGCCCUCCAGGCAGGAGCUCGGGGCAGAGCCCCGGCUGUGUGCGAGGGGCUUUUGCAGAGUCAGACGGCUCCUGCAUGGGCGUCUCCUCUCAAAAAGCCAGAAGGGCACGUUACUGCAGCUGGGGUGACCCCAGGCACUGCUGCCCCCCACCCCGUGCUCCUCUCCUCACGAGGACUUGGAGGUGAGCGUGGGGUUCGCUGCCUGCCCCGGCAUGGCCGGGGGGGCCCUUCCCACUGCAGCCUCCUUCCAGACCCUUCUGUGGCCACCACUGUUGGACGGGCUCAGAGCCACCAGCCUGGGCAGGGGGCUGGGCAGGGAGCUGCCCCUCGGCAGUGCCCCGGAGGGUGCAGAGCGUUCGCUGGAGCCUCGCGCAGCUGUUGCCUGAGCCAGGCCGUGGCCUUGGGCGCUGCGGCGGCACCACGGCCGCCUGACCCCCCGUCCUGUGUGGUGAGGGAUGGAGCCUGGCACCGGGCUGGGCACAGGCAGCAGCACAGCCGCAGGGAAACCCGUCCCCUCGCCGCGGUGAUCCCCCAGGCUCCGCGGGCCCCGCUGUCUCUGAGCCAUUCCCGCGGGCUCCGGGCCCUCGCCGCAGCUGUGGGAGCGUGCUGGGAGUGACCCCGCAGCCCUGCGCCCGGGGGCCUUUUCAUGCUGUGAUCCCCGUAGGGUUUGAGAUGUCGAACUGGACCAGUCUGGGCAAUUUCAACGUAUUAAAGAGAAAAAUUAAAAAGAAAGAAAAAAAGACAAAAAAACCCCCAACCUCUAAUCCAUCCCAUAUACGAGUCCCGUUCGCUUCCUGUACGGUUAUGUCAUAUCUGCCAUUUACUCCUCUCUGCUGGUAGUCUGCCUUUGAGUUUAAUAUUGCCACUGUUUUCCCACCG
Messenger RNA from Colius striatus (speckled mousebird), 2208 nucleotides. It is a transcript of the gene TIMP2, whose product is annotated as TIMP metallopeptidase inhibitor 2. The record is from RefSeq and is a predicted model, not a curated record. Bases 200 to 862 code for a protein of 220 amino acids. Gene Ontology annotation, molecular function: protease binding; metalloendopeptidase inhibitor activity. The transcript has 5 exons. NCBI's taxonomy places the organism in Eukaryota, Metazoa, Chordata, Aves, Coliiformes, Coliidae. Gene Ontology annotation, cellular component: extracellular matrix. Gene Ontology annotation, biological process: negative regulation of endopeptidase activity; negative regulation of membrane protein ectodomain proteolysis.